AUUAUUGAAGCUUCAUAUAGGGAACAGAAUCAACUCUCAGCAUGGAGUGAAACCUCAAUUUGACUCACAAUGGGAGCUAAAAAGAUGAAGAUUCACUAAAACUGAUAAAUCAUAAAAACAAAGCAUUUAUUUGAGAAUGUUUAUGCAUCUCAUUACUAUAUAACUGAAACUUCCCCAUCUUGCUCUAGAAUUCUCUUGUGACAGAAAAGGCAGAGCUUGGAUCUACAAGGAGUUGUGUUUCUAAUUUUUGAAAUAUUAUCAUUUAAAGUGGAACAUCUAAAAGAGAAGAUUCGGAUGAAGGAAAGUAUAUUACUGGAAAAAUUGAAAAAAAUGAUCCAAUAAAAAAGGCAUUGCAUUAGAUGGUUUGAUGUUGUGUUUUGGUAAAUAUUGAGUGUGGAUGAGAUUUUUUAUAAUUAAAUAUAUGAGACCGCGGACCAAAUUGGUAAAUAGACUUGUGCCACAGUAAUCAAAUAGCUUUGUUACAGAGUGAAAAAAUAUGCAAGCUCAAAAUCAAAUGGAGAUGUUUACUAGUUCAUGAUAUCAAGUUUAUUAUAGUAGAAGAAAAAAUUAACAACAUUGGCAUACAAUAAUAGUACACAAUAUUAAUAAAUAAAUGUUUGAUUAUUGAAUCCGAAAAUAUUCAUAAAUCUGAUUAAGAUAGGAGAAAACUUAUUUAUCAAAUAAAAUUGUUUUUUUGACAACAAAUAGGGUUAUAAGGAUUGGCCAGCUGAUUCAUAAACUGUGUAAAAAAAAAGUCGAAUUUUUCAUGCAAAAGGGUUUGACGAUUGGGUUGAGAGUCACGAAUUGUAUUCGAAAUCAGCAAUAAUGAAGUAUCCAGUGGAUUCAGCGGAAGCGGGGCGAGCGAGGAAGAAGGGGGCGUGGGUUCGGGCGUGGCUGGUGGUGAACUCCGCGGGGGAGGCGGAGGUGGUGGAGGCCGGCAAGCACGCCAUCAUGCAGCGGACUGGUCUCCCCGGCCGAGAUCUCCGCAUGCUCGACCCCGCUCUCUCCUAUCCCUCCACCGUCUUGGGCCGAGAGCGCGCGAUCGUCGUCAAUUUGGAGAAUAUCAGGUCGAUCAUCACUUCUCGAGAGAUGAUUUUUCAAAAUUCCAAAGAUCCUUUGCUUACUCCUUUUGUCGAUAAAAUUCAGCAAGUGUUUCGCCAUCGUCAGGCUGUCGUAUCCAGCCAGGAGUCUGGAGAGGAAGGAAACAAAAAACCAGUGUGGACAGAUUUUUAUGGCUCGAAGGAGCCGGACCCAAUGGGAGAUGGUGGUGACCAAAUUUAUACUUACCAACAAAAGAAAGAAGAGUGGAAUGCAGAGGAAACAGGAGAGAACGUGCACGAUUUGAAGAUUCUUCCAUUCGAAUUUGUUGCCCUCGAGGCAUGCCUCCAGGCUACCUGCAGUAGCUUGGAUGAUGAAGCAACAAGACUGGAGCAAGAAGCUCAUCCAGCAUUGGAUAAGCUCACUUCCAAGAUUAGCACUCUCAAUCUAGAUCGGGUUCGACAUAUUAAGAGCCGUUUGGUGGCAAUAACUGGGCGUGUGCAGAAGGUGAGGGAUGAGUUGGAGCAUUUGCUCGAUGACGAUGAAGAUAUGGCAGAGAUGUAUUUGACAGAGAAGUUAGAGGAGGAGGAGGCGCUUGAGAAUUCUUCUACCAAAGAGCAAGACAUGGUAGAUGAGGAAGCAGAUCAGGCUAAUUUCGAGACAAAGAUGGGACUUGAUGAUGCUGACGAGCAGCAAGCUCCGAGCAUGCAAAGUUCUAGCAUCAAGAGUCUCGAUGUGGAGGAGCUCGAGAUGAUUCUAGAAGCAUAUUUUGUACAGAUUGAAGGCACGUUGAACAAGUUAUCCGCUCUGAGAGAGUACGUUGACGACACAGAAGACUACAUAAACAUAAUGCUGGAUGACAAGCAGAACCAUCUCCUGCAAAUGGGAGUGGUGCUCACUACAGCGACUUUGGUGGUGGGCGCGUUUGUGGCGUUGACUGGGGUGUUUGGCAUGAACAUUGGCAUCGAGCUCUUCGACCCCAAGUUAUAUGGGAUGCCCGAAUGGCUCUGGACCGUCGGUGGAAGCAUCAUAGCCUCUGUUUUCUGUUACGUAAUCGCUGUUGCCUGGUGCAGGUACCAACGCCUCUUGGAAUGAAGAGGGAGGAGGAGAAGAGUUAUGUUUUUUUCUUGCUUGCUUUACCACAAUCCAAUGUUGAUCUUGUAGCUUUUGAAUUAGUUUUGAUUAUGAGUUGGUUACUUCACUUUUUGGUGAGAGAUACAAAGAUGUUGCCCAUUUUAUGAAAUUGAUUUUUUUUUAAUAAAUUACCAUCUCUCCCUUA
Salvia splendens (bonfire salvia) is the source of this 2317-nucleotide messenger RNA. Its product is annotated as magnesium transporter MRS2-3-like. The transcript is spliced from 6 exons. Gene Ontology annotation, molecular function: magnesium ion transmembrane transporter activity. Gene Ontology annotation, biological process: magnesium ion transport. Lineage: Eukaryota; Viridiplantae; Streptophyta; Magnoliopsida; Lamiales; Lamiaceae. The record is from RefSeq and is a predicted model, not a curated record. The coding region runs from base 826 to 2133 and encodes 435 amino acids.